AUAUGGUAUAUGUGAUGACAAUGUUUCUUAAAUCCUUUACUUACCUUACAAAAGUUUAAAACUAAUUUUUCUUUGAUAUUUGUAGGAAAUACCAUGAGGAGACGCAAAAAGUUGAAUAUUAUUAAGAAAAAUAACCAAUCACAAGAAAGAGAGCAUUCAAUUGAUAGCUUUAAUGAAGUAAUCCAAAAUCAUCACCCAAUAAUUGGAGAAGGACAAGUACAAGAUAUAAGCCAUGUUGAGAUUCACACUUCUUUUGGUAGUACAAGUGAAAGUUCAAGUAAAGGUAAAAAAAGGACUAGAGGUUAUACACAUAUGUUAGAUGUGUGGGACAUGCCAGAUGAAGAAUUUAUACUUGUUGAAGUGGAUGCUUUGGGAAAUCCUAUGGGUUGGGAAGGAAAGACUUUAUUAAAUGCAAUAGGGAGCUUAGUAAGGAGACAUCAAUGUGCUCCUAUCAAUUUUCUUAGCUGGAAAGACAUGCCCGAGUCUUACAUAACUAACAUGCUUGAUUUGAUUCAGAGUAAGUUCCAAUUUGUUCCUGAGUUGACCGAGGAAACAAAACAAAUAUUAAAGGAUAACAUGAGUGGUAAGUGGAGACAAUUUAAACAUGAUUUGAAAUCAAAAGGAUACGAUGAAAGCAAAACUGAGGUAGAAAUGGCUGCCAAUAUCCCUGAUACAAGAGUUGAUCCUUCUCAAUAUCGUGCUUUAGUACAUCAUUGGUGUUCCAAGAAAGGACAGGAAGUAAGUCAUAUCAACAAAAAUAAUCGUUCAAAAUAUGAAGAUUUACAUUGCAUGGGAACUAAGAAUCUCCCAAGGCACAUUCAUGAGAUGAUAACAAAAGCUGAAGGAGUGCAACCUUCACGGGCUGAAAUUUAUAUUGAUACUCGAACUCGAAAAGAUGGGAGUAUUGUGACUGAAAAAGCAGCUCAUGUAAUU
This is a messenger RNA of Cajanus cajan (pigeon pea), 933 nucleotides long. Lineage: Eukaryota; Viridiplantae; Streptophyta; Magnoliopsida; Fabales; Fabaceae. The record is from RefSeq and is a predicted model, not a curated record.